This is a messenger RNA of Anolis carolinensis (green anole), 1437 nucleotides long. RefSeq names its product WD repeat domain 18 (gene wdr18). The coding region runs from base 7 to 1332 and encodes 441 amino acids. The transcript has 10 exons. Gene Ontology annotation, biological process: rRNA processing; DNA-templated DNA replication. Gene Ontology annotation, molecular function: protein binding. The record is from RefSeq and is a predicted model, not a curated record. Gene Ontology annotation, cellular component: nuclear pre-replicative complex. Lineage: Eukaryota; Metazoa; Chordata; Lepidosauria; Squamata; Anolidae.
CCGCGCAUGCGCGCUGGCGGCCCGUGCGAGGCCAAGAUGGCGGCGCUGGGCGGGCCCGUGGAGGUGGCGCUGGUCUCGGCGGGCGAGGCCUGCUCGGCCUGGGAGGUGGGCUCCGGGGCCUCGGUGGCGGGCUACCGGGGAGGCUGCUGCGGGGCCCGGGGCCUGGCCCUGCUCGCCGGGGAGCGGCUCCUCGGCGCCCAGCUGGGAAAGCCCUACGUCGCCGUCUGGGAGCUCCAGAGGAAGGACCAACUCCAGCAGAAGAUCAUCUGUCCAGGCCUGGUGUCCUGCUUGACCGCUGCUCCCAACGGGCUCUACGUCUUGGCCGGAAUCUCCGAAAGCCUCUACCUGUGGGAGGUCUGUAGCGGGAACCUGCUGGCCAUCCUGAACCGGCACUACCAGGACCUGUCAUGUCUCGCUUUCACGGACGACAGCAGCCACUUCGUCUCGGGGGCCAAGGACUGCCUCGCCAUCGUCUGGAGCCUCUGCAACGUGCUGCAGGUUGACCCUGGCCAAAGCCCGGAGCCUCGCCACGUGUGGUCUCAGCACACGCUUCCCGUCACGGACCUCUGUUGCGGGAUCGGCGGGCCCAUGUCACGCGUGGCCACCGCCUCGCUCGACCAAACGGCGAAGUUGUGGGAGAUCUCCUCCGGCGACCUGCUCCUCUCGGUUGUCUUUGACGUCAGCCUCAUGUCCGUGACCCUCGACCUGGCCGAGUAUCACAUGUUCUGCGGCGGAAUCGACGGCUCCGUCUUCCAGGUCGACCUUUGCUCCUGGCCCGUCAGCAGGGAGAGGGGCUUCCACUCCGAGCGAGAGAGCGGGAAGAUCUUCAAAGGGCAUAAGAACCAGGUGACCUGUCUCUCCAUCUCCACCGACGGGAGCCUUUUGCUCUCCGGCUCUCACGACGAAACCGCCCGGCUGUGGGACGUCCAGAGCAAGCAGUGCCUGCGGACCGUGAAUUACAAAGGUCCGGUCACCAACGCCUUCCUGGCCCUGGCGCCCGCCAACAUGCUUGCCCCGGAGGCCAAGCCGGCCGUCCCGUUGCCCAAGUUCGGGCGGCACCUCCACGACGCCGAGGCCUCCGAGAACCCCGCCGGAGACGGGCUGACCCUGCGUCUGGGGCUGCACCAGAAGGGAUCCGGCGAGAGUUACCUGGAGAAGGCCGAGCGCUUGCAUUCCCAGAUGUGUGCCACGAGGGAGAAGAACUUGUCGGGAGACCAGGAGCAGCUCAAGAUCCAGGUCACGGAGCUGGAAGAGGAGGUCCGCACCCUCCGCAAGAUCAACAAGAGCCUCUUCGACUUCUCCAGCCACAUCCUCACCAAGCCGGGCAAAUAGCGGGGUCAUCCGUGUCCUCGCCGACUGUGACGUGUAUGUUUUUUUGAAGUUUUCUUUUUGUAAAAAAAUAAAUAAAUCCAAAAAUAAAGGAAACCUAAUACAAGA